Molecule: messenger RNA, 3370 nt
Organism: Trichoplusia ni (cabbage looper)
Lineage: Eukaryota; Metazoa; Arthropoda; Insecta; Lepidoptera; Noctuidae
Gene: Sxl
Product: sex-lethal homolog
Exons: 8
Coding region: 143-1051 (302 amino acids)
Cellular component (GO): ribonucleoprotein complex; cytosol; nucleus
Molecular function (GO): mRNA 3'-UTR binding; poly(U) RNA binding; poly(A) binding
Source: RefSeq, a predicted model, not a curated record
AAAUCCUUAAAAUAAACCAAAUAAUAGUUAUAAUAUUAAAUUUUAUGUAGUUUAAAAAUGUUGUUAUAAAAGUAAUUGCUCAAUAUUCUAAUUAGAAGUUAGUGUUGUUUUCUUUGAAUAGAGUGUGUUAUAAGUGUAAUAAAUGUGUGAAAGAUACCCUGGUUACUUGUUCGGAGGGACUCCUGUCAGUAGUUGGGACAGGGGUUUCAAUUCACUGGAAAAUCAAAUCCAACAACAGUAUCGGGGCCGGGUGGGCGCGGGCGCGCGCUGCUGGGGCAGUAUGUCCGAAGGUGGGGGUGUGUCCGCCGCUGGCGGGGACUCCUGCAAGACCAACCUCAUCGUCAACUACCUGCCGCAGACCAUGACUGAGAAGGACCUGUACGCAAUGUUCAUGACAAUAGGACCGAUUGAGAGCUGUCGUGUUAUGAAAGAUUUUAAGACUGGCUACAGCUAUGGGUUCGGCUUCGUGAACUUUACAAGGGAAGAGGAUGCUGCUCGGGCGAUUGAUACCUUCAACGGAUACCAGCUCAGAAAUAAACGGUUAAAGGUAUCAUACGCUCGGCCAUCAGGUGACGACAUCAAAGACACGAACUUGUACGUCACAAAUCUCCCUCGAGCCAUAACCGAAGACCAGCUGGAGACCAUAUUCGGCAAGUACGGCAGGAUAGUGCAGAAGCAUAUACUCAGGGACAAGAGCAACGGUACGCCGCGGGGAGUCGCCUUUGUUAGAUUUGACAAACGAGAAGAGGCACAAGAAGCGAUAGCAGCCUUAAACAAUGUGAUACCAGAGGGCGGUACUGAGCCACUCAGCGUUAAGGUGGCCGAAGAGCACGGCAAACAGAAGGCUGCGUACUACGCGGGCUGGGCCGCCGGCUUCCAUCAUAACCGAGCGUCGGUCCCGCAGCGCCACCACAGCCUGGACCAGCUCGACAUGCUGCACAGCCGCCAGGACUACUCCACCAACUACGGCAUGUACGGCCUCCCCAACCGCUACCUGCGCCGCGACUACUACAACCAGCCCUCUUAUAUGAGCCAUCAUCGCCCAUUUUGAAAAGGACUUUACUCAUGCUCUCAGCCUGCUGUCAGGGCAUCGCUGACCGAUCACACAACACGUCGGUCUAGUACAACCGCAGCGGACAGUUGGCUGUAAAAAGCUGACAACAUGAUAUAUGUUUAUUGUUUUUUCUAAUAAUAAUAAAUAUAGUUUUCCAACAAGGGUAGAACAGUCGAAUGGAUUUUUGAGUUAGGGAUGGAUAAGGAUAUGAUAAUUUUAUUUGUGUUGCCCGAAAACAAAACCCUCGCUCUUAGUGAAUUUAAUCGUUGUGUGUGUUUUAGCAUGGAUUUCUAUAUCGGAUGUAGAAACAAGAUAAAAUUAAAUCCUCCAUUCAUCCCUUGCUUAAAAAUUCCAUGUAUAUCAUAAACAUAAUACUAAUAACCAAUUUAAAAGGUAUUACAGUGAUAUGCGUUCAUUAUGGCGGACUAUACAUUGACAAUAUGCAGCGGUGAUUCGUACGUUCAGUAGGUGUUUCGGAGUCUAUCGAGUGUUGUUCCCGUUAUAUACGUUCCUAUUUGUAUUUCCUUAAGGUCGAAAUUCGUUUCUACAACGUCGUUCAAGUGGUGUAAGGAUGUGCAUUUAAAUUUGGACCUUAACCCGUACUCCAAUAAAUGCUAUUUACCAGAAACAAGAUAAUGACAGCGUAUGUCUUUUUUUAUAGUUUAUUACAUCAGGUCUACGUCGAAGACGAAAGAAGCUGCUUAGGUAAGAAUCGGGAAACUAGUCAAAUAACCCGGAAUUUCCAUUACAUCACUGUACAUGGGACACUGAGAUACAUGGGUGAAAGUAAAUAUAAUUGUACUAAUGCGUGCGUGCGAGAUUAUAGCUUACCAUAAAAGUGAAAUGUGUAUGUUUUAAGGUUCAUAAUUGAAUGCUCAUUUUUUUGCGGCAAGGGCGGCGUUAUUAAUGAAAUUUGACCCUAAUGUGAUGGGUGUCCGGACUGGUAGAUAUAUUGGUUAGGUAUAGUGUGGGAAAAAUAUUUUACUUAAAAUAUGUAGAAUGUAAUUAUUUCAUUGCUUUUAAAACAAGUUUUUCUUAAGUGUGUUUUUUAAUCUUAAUACUUUUUAGGAUUGCAAUGAAAUCGGAUUUCCUAAUACUCAUUGAAUUAGAGCUGAAAAUCAAACUCAUAUUUUGAUAUCAAUAAAAUGUAAGCCUUAUAAUAUCUUACUUAUUUACUACCGGCAAAGAUUAUAAUAUUAAAUAAAUAACGUAAAAUAGAGAGAGAGAGAAUAAAAGUAAGUCGUCCCGAUACCCAUCACAUGCUCUGUCCCUUUCUAGGCUAGUGUAACUUAUUACGUAACUGUAGCGACUUGUUAAGUGCUCGAGUUCAGUGGGGAGCCCCCGUCUUGCACUUUAAAUAUAGAACGUUGUUAUUUUGACAGUGACAGCUGUCAAAGUACUUUUUUAAUAUGGCUAAAAAGUUUCAGUGAAAAUAGGUUUGUUAUGAAUUAUGAACUUAUGUUCCUAUAAUUAUUAUAUGACAGUAGAAAUAGAUUGUGUUAUGUGAAAGCAUGUGCUUGUUACGUGUUUGUGUCGUUGUUUGAAUUAAACGUUAUUUUAUCGUCGUUUUUCAUUAUUUAAGUUAGAUAGUUGCAUGUUUCAUUGCGUUGUGUUUUAAGAGUUUACUUCUAAGUUAGCGGAUAGAUUUUCCUCACUGAACGCGGAUGUAGGUCUAGAAUGCUAGAACUAGUUUCCAAAUGUGAAUUGUGCCUAAAUAAUGCGUAAUUUCUAAGAAAUGUACUAUCGGGGUUCACGAAGUCUACCGUACGAGAAAUUUAAAACUUGUUAAAGAGGUUAUAUAUAAAAUUUAUGAUGUAGGGUGCUAAUCUCGAUGUUAAAAUUAGGACAUACGCAACUGUGUUAAUAAAAUGUAUAAAUUAUGAGAUGGCACCCGUUGUAAACUGUUUAAGAUAAGUGUUUCAAGAUUGGGAACGUGAUUGUGUGUUUGAGUGUAGAGUCCAGAUAGAGUCGCCAUUUCUUUUUAAAACUUCAUUUAACUAGUUUAAAAUAUAUGAAGAUUUGAAUAAAAUUAAUUAGGAACGUAUUAGAGAUCUGUGUUAAAGAGGGCCAUAUAGCGUUAACGAGCUAGUCAGCCCAAUAAACGACCACUUCGCUUGUUAAAACGCGACUGAUAAUGUGAAUAUAGGAACGUUAGUACGAAGUCGUAAUUAUUGGAACAUUAUAAAGUAUUUAAAUCUGCUGUUUUUUAAGCAUAAGAGGAAAUGUAUAGCAUACCAUGAGCUCUUAAAACAAUUUAUCAUCGAUGAAAAAGCGAGAAAGCGCUCUACAUUCCGCCUAUCGGCGUCUCUAUUCCCA